AUGCCUGCUGCCGGCACUACAACUUCCAAGAAGCCACCGUCGAUGAGGGUGUUUAAGGAAUCCCAUACCGCUACUGAUGUCGAUGUACGCCUCUGUAAGUUAGACGAGCUUUGGGAAGGUUUCAGUGAAACUUUGGUUGAAAUCUUUUCCCAUGACGACUACAAUGCUGAAGGGAACUCGUGGGAAAAGGAGCGUAUGGAGUUCAGUGACCGGUACUACGAGGUUAAGUCCUUCCUUAUGGACAAGGCAAAGGAGCUGCAGGAGCCGAAUCUGCUGGAGCAGUCCCUCCGAGCUGGUGAUUCGUCAAUGCGGGGCGGUAUCGAUCAUGUCCGCCUACCACAGAUUAAGCUGCAGACAUUUAACGGCGAUAUAGACGAAUGGCUGAGUUUUCGGGAUCUGUUUACCUCGUUCAUCCACUGGAAACCGGAUCUUCCUGAAGUGGAGAAGUUCCACUACCUGAAGGGAUGCUUACAAGGAGAACCCAAGCGUCUGAUCGAUCCGCUUCAGAUUACUAAGGCCAACUAUCAGGUGGCAUGGGACUUGCUGUUGAAGCGGUACAACAACAGUAAGCAGCUGAAGAAACGGCAGGUUCAAGCCUUCUUCAACCUUCCCACCCUUCCUAAGGAAUCCGUUACCGAUCUGCACGUUCUCAUUGAAGGUUUUGAGAGAAUUGUGCAGACUCUUGACCAGAUCAUUCAGUCAGCCGACUACAAGGAUCUUCUGCUGGUCAACAUCCUCACUACACGAUUGGAUCCGGUCACUCGGAGGGGUUGGGAAGAGUUCUCAGCUAUGAAGGAGACAGAUACACUUGCAGAUCUGUUUGACUUCUUGCGGCGUAGACUCCAAGUUUUGGAUUGCUUGCCAACCAAGUUUGCUGACACUAGGGGUGCUCAGCAGCAGCAGCAGCAAAUUCAAGCGAAGCAAAGGCUUCCACCAGUGAAGACAAGUUACAGUUCAACCCAUAUGUCUGGAGGACGCUGUGUAGCUUGCUCAUCAAAUCAUCCGCUUUACCAGUGCAGUGCAUUCCAGCGCAUGGAAGUUACGGAAAGGGACGGCCUUUUGAAAACUCAUUCCCUCUGCCGGAAUUGCUUCAGAACGGGACACAAAGCAAAAGAGUGCCAAUCCAAAUACUCUUGCCGGAGCUGCAAGGGUCGGCAUCAUACUCUUGUGUGCUUCAAGUCAGAAAGGGAUACGGAUAAGGACACGAAGGUUGCGGCAGUUGCUAGGGGCAACAAGCCUUCUGUUCCCACUGAAUCAUCAAAUACUUCAUCCCAAGUGGCUAACGUGGCAGCCACAGAAGUUUUGGUUGCUGGUGCGGCUCACCAGUAUUCAUCCCAGGUUCUUCUGGCUACAGCAGUCGUCGUGAUCGAGGACGACGAUGGCAAUCGGUUUCCGGCGCGUGCGCUGUUAGAUUCGGGAUCGGAAAGCAACUUCGUGACUGAGCGAUUAAGUCAGCGCAUGAAGGUUACUCGAAAUCGAAUGGAUAUUUCUGUCGUCGGAAUUGGACAAGCAGCUACCAAGGUCAAACACAGGAUACAAGCGGUUUUACGGUCUCGAGUGUCACAAUACUCACGAGAAUUGAGCUUCCUAAUCCUUCCUAAGGUAACGAUAAACCUUCCAACCACCACUAUCAACACCGAUAAGUGGGCAAUUCCGGACAAUAUCCAGUUGGCAGAUCCUGCAUUUUUCGAAUCUAAGGUGGUGGAUCUUGUACUCGGGAUCGAAGCGUUUUUCGAUUUCUUCGAAACCGGAAGGAGAAUUUCUCUGGGGGAACAAUUACCGACUCUUAAUGAUUCCGUAUUCGGCUGGGUCGUAUGCGGAGGAUUUUCGGUUCCUAGUCGAUCACUGCACAUCAACUGCAAUAUGUCGACAACGGAGGAUUUGGACACGUUGAUGUCUCGAUUUUGGUCAUGUGAGGAAGUCGAGUUUGGCAACACAUUUUCGCUGGAAGAGAAACGCUGCGAAGAGUUGUUUCUGAACACUGUUAAAAGGGAUGAAACCGGUCGGUACACAGUCUCCCUACCUAAGGAUGAAGACGCUAUCUCAAGGUUGGGCGAGUCAAGGGACAUCGCACUCCGACGUCUUCAAGCAACCGAGCGUAGGUUGGCUAGGGACGAAAAUCUACGGAAGCAGUAUACUGAUUUUAUGGAGGAGUACCUGCAUCUAGGUCAUAUGCGGAAGGUCGAAGAAGUUGCUACAGAUUCGGUUAAACGGUGCUAUUUGCCACACCAUCCAGUGGUAAAGGAUUCCAGUACCACUACCAAGGUACGGGUGGUAUUCGACGCUUCCUGCAAGACUUCUUCCGGACUAUCAUUGAACGACGUGUUACUGGUGGGGUCGGUGAUACAGGAGGACCUCCGUUCCAUUAUCCUACGCAGUCGGACAAAACAAAUCAUGCUCGUGUCCGACGUGGAAAAGAUGUUCCGACAAAUCAAUGUUUGCCCAGAAGAUCGACCGUUGCAGUGUAUUCUCUGGCGAAACUCGUCUGCCGAGGAGAUAUCCACCUACGAGCUCAACACGGUGACAUACGGUACUAAGCCAGCGCCAUUUUUGGCCACCAGAACGCUGAAACAAUUAGCACUGGAUGAGGAGGAGCGGUAUCCACUAGCGGCCAAGGCAGCCAUCGAGGAUACCUAUAUGGAUGACGUCAUCACAGGAGCAGACGCGGAAAGUGGGCGUCCCGAUGUACUGAACGGGAUCGAGGAGGAAGAGCUUGCCAUCCGAUCACCUGAAGGCAUUUUUUUGGAUCCAGACCCUUCGAUAAAAACCUUGGGACUGACCUGGAUGCCAGUAACCGACACACUUAGGUUUCAGUUCACCAUCCCCAAUUUGAACACAGAAGUUCCUCUUACCAAACGGUGCGUGCUUUCGGUGAUUGCUACACUGUUCGACCCAUUAGGCCUGUUGGGCGCUGCUAUCACUACAGCGAAGAUCUUCAUGCAGCUGCUGUGGACGUUGCGAGACGAAAAUGACCAACGACUAGAUUGGGACCAGCCGUUACCUCCAACGGUGGGUGAGGCCUGGAGAAAACACGGUAUCUGUGAAGAUCCAUUGUUUUCGGAUGCCUCGGAGAAGGCAUACGGAGCAUGUCUGUAUCUCAGGAACGAUUCCUCGGCUGGAGUUGUGUGGUGCACUUUUAGCAGCACAACUCUACGAAAAGGUGAACAAGUCAAUAAAAAUCACGGUAAAAUCAUAUUUCUGGACGGAUUCAACCUGUGUCCUGCCAUUACACAAGGAUCAAGAUGGAGUCACGUACCUGGUAUCCAGAAUCCGGCAGAUCUUAUUUCGAGAGGGAUUUCGCCAAAUGACAUCGUUCUGAAUACGUUUUGGUGGCAAGGACCGAGCUGGUUAGAGAAGACGGAAGAGUAUAGGCCUCUCUUACCAGUUAAUCUGCCGAUAGACGAGGGAGACGAGGAGAAACGACACACGGUGCUAGCUGGAACGGUUUCAACAAUCGCUGAAUUCAACCAAUUAUACAUUGGCAAAUUUUCGUCGUACAGUGACCUUCUUCGUCGAACUGCCUACUGGCUGCGUCUGAUUAAACUUUUACAAACCCCGCGGAAGGAUAGAAAGGCCCCUACGUUCCUGUCUACUGAUGAGUUAAAGGAGGCGGAAAACACUCUGGUUCGAUUGGUUCAGAGGGAGGUGUUCGUUGAGGAAUGGAAGGCGCUCUCCAAGGAAUAUGCGGUUUCCAAGAGCUCGCCGCUUCGAUGGUUUAAUCCGUUUGUCUCCCAAGACCAGUUGAUCAGACUUGGCGGUCGUUUAAAGCAUUCGAUGGAGUCUGAAAACACCAAACAUCCGGCCGUUUUACCCCCUCGGCACAUAUUUACACGCUUGCUGUUACGGUAUUACCAUGAACGACUUCUGCACUCUGGACCACAGUUGCUAUUGGGAGUUGUUAGGCUUCGAUUUUGGCCGCUGGGAGGCAGGAGUGUAGUUCGGCACAUUAUCCAUCAGUGUCAUAUAUGCUUCCGAUCGAAACCAUCGACCGUACAGCAGUUUAUGGGGGAUCUACCAGCUUCACGGGUCACCGUAUCCCGUCCAUUUUCUCGCACAGGUGUCGACUACUUUGGACCCCUCUAUGUGAGACCAGCUCCAAGGCGCACGGCAGUUAAGGCUUACGUUGCUAUAUUCGUGUGUCUGUGUACCAAGGCAGUGCAUCUCGAAUUGGUCACAGAUUUAUCCACAGAUCGAUUUCUACAGGCACUACGGCGUUUUGUUGCCAGAAGAGGACGAUGUACGGAUAUAUAUUCCGACAACGGCACUAAUUUUGUCAGCGCUCGCAAUAAACUGCAAGAAUUCCUGCGAUUGCUUAAAGAUAGCCAUCAUAACGACAUUGUGUCCAAGCAAUUAGCCAAGGAAGGGAUCCAAUGGCACUUUAGCCCGCCGAGUGCGCCACAUUUUGGCGGUAUUUGGGAGGCCGCAGUCCGAUCAGCAAAAAUUCAUCUGCUAAAGGUGGUAGGUGAAACUCCUGUGUCCCCAGAGGACAUGAACACGCUAUUAGUCCAAGUUGAAGGAUGCCUGAAUUCUCGCCCGCUCACACCCAUGUCUGAUGAUCCGAAUGAUCUGCAGCCACUAACCCCCGCACAUUUUCUGAUUGGAGAAUCUCUCCACGCUGUUCCCGAUCCAGAUUUAUCAAGCAUUCCAAUGAAUCGUCUCACCCAAUGGCAGUUAACCCAACAAAAACUGCAGAACUUCUGGAAAAGAUCCGAAUCCGCUGUACAGGUUUCGAUCGCCUUGUUCGGAAACUUGAUCACGUACUCGGUGGACCAAACCGGUUCACCUCAGGAUUUGGCCAGCCGCACCGGACUCUGGCUGUUGCGAUCGAACCGAAAUGUCGUGGUGGUUGUUGCUACUACGAGUGUUGCCGACCUGGGAAGAGCCGGACUGCACGGACUUUCCUCUCGGGACCGCUCCGACGUCGCCGAGGGAUGA
Molecule: messenger RNA, 4935 nt
Organism: Topomyia yanbarensis
Lineage: Eukaryota; Metazoa; Arthropoda; Insecta; Diptera; Culicidae
Exons: 6
Coding region: 1-4935 (1644 amino acids)
Biological process (GO): DNA integration
Molecular function (GO): nucleic acid binding; zinc ion binding
Source: RefSeq, a predicted model, not a curated record